AUGCUGUCGGCGAGAGCAGCAGCGCGGCAGCUGCCCCGGCUCGCCGGCCGACGCACCUUCGCCACGGUGCAAGAUGCUCCGCUUACGAAGAAGGUCGAGAUGACACCGUGGGAGAAGGGCCACUUCAUCAACUACCAAAAGAUGAACGAGAACCUCAACAUUGUCCGACAACGCCUCAACCGGCCACUCACAUACGCCGAGAAGAUCCUCUACUCCCAUCUUGAUGAUCCGCAUGGACAAGACAUUGAGCGUGGCAAGAGCUACCUGAAGCUCCGACCGGACAGAGUGGCUUGCCAGGAUGCCACGGCUCAAAUGGCUAUCUUGCAGUUCAUGAGCGCUGGCAUGCCGAGCGUUGCCACGCCCACGACUGUGCACUGUGACCACUUGAUUGAGGCACAGAUUGGAGGCGAGAAGGAUUUGGAGCGGGCGCAGUCCAUCAACAAGGAAGUCUACGACUUCUUGAGCACAUCGUGCGCAAAGUACAACAUUGGGUUCUGGAAGCCAGGCUCUGGUAUCAUUCACCAGAUUGUGCUCGAGAACUAUGCUUUCCCAGGUGGUCUGAUGAUCGGCACCGACUCGCACACGCCAAAUGCCGGAGGUCUUGGUAUGGUCGCAGUCGGUGUUGGUGGUGCUGAUGCCGUCGACGUGAUGGCCAAUCUGCCAUGGGAGGUCAAGGCGCCAAAGAUCAUCGGUGUCAAGCUUACUGGCGAGAUGAGCGGAUGGACCGCACCUAAGGAUAUUAUCCUCAAGGUUGCCGGCAUUCUCACUGUCAAGGGUGGUACCGGUGCGAUCAUUGAGUACCACGGCCCCGGCACGAACGGCCUCAGCUGCACUGGCAUGGGCACUAUCUGCAACAUGGGUGCCGAAAUCGGUGCGACGACCUCGCUAUUCCCAUUCAACGACCGCAUGUACGACUACCUGAACGCGACCAAGCGCAAGGACAUCGGUGACUUCGCUCGCUCGUACGCCGCCGAGCUCCACGAGGACGAGGGCGCCGAGUACGACGAACUCAUCGAGAUCAACCUUUCCGAGCUUGAGCCGCACAUCAACGGCCCAUUCACCCCCGAUCUUGCCACGCCCAUCAGCCAGUUCAAGGAUGCUGUCAAGGCCAACAAAUGGCCUGAGGAGUUGAAGGUUGGCCUCAUUGGCUCCUGCACUAACUCUUCGUACGAGGACAUGAGCCGUGCCGCCAGCAUUGCAGAGGACGCCAUGCAACAUGGACUCAAAGCAAAGAGCAUGUUCACCGUGACGCCUGGUUCUGAACAGAUUAGGGCUACGAUCGAACGUGACGGCCAGCUCAAGACGCUCGAGGACUUUGGCGGCAUGGUUCUUGCCAACGCUUGCGGACCUUGCAUUGGCCAGUGGGACAGGCGAGAUGUCAAGAAGGGAGAGCCCAACUCGAUCAUCUCCUCGUACAACCGUAACUUCACCGGCCGCAACGACGCCAACCCAGCCACCCACGCUUUCGUCACCUCUCCCGACCUUGUGGUCGCCAUGACUCUUGCCGGUUCGCUCAACUUCAACCCACUUACCGACACACUCAAGGACAAGGACGGCAACGACUUCCUACUCAAGGCUCCUACCGGCGAGGGACUCCCAGCGAACGGCUACGACCCAGGCCGCGACACGUACCAAGCCCCACCUGAGGACCGUGCCUCUGUAUCCGUUGCUGUGUCGCCUACUUCCGACCGUCUCCAGAUCCUUGAGCCAUUCGACGCGUGGAACGGCAAGGAUCAAAUGGAUAUGCCCAUCCUGAUCAAGGCACAGGGCAAGACUACUACUGACCACAUCUCAAUGGCUGGCCCCUGGCUCAAGUACCGUGGCCAUCUCGAUAACAUCUCUAACAACAUGCUCAUCGGUGCGAUCAACGAGGCCAACGGUGAAGCGAACAAGGUCAAGAACCAGACCACUGGCGAGACCGACGCUGUUCCCGCGACUGCCCGUGACUACAAGAAGAAGGGCAUCAAGUGGGUCGUGAUUGGCGACUGGAACUACGGCGAGGGCUCUUCCCGUGAGCACGCUGCCCUCGAGCCUCGCCAUCUCGGCGGCAUGGCCGUCAUCGUCAGGUCUUUCGCCCGCAUCCACGAGACGAACUUGAAGAAGCAGGGCAUGCUGCCUCUGACGUUCGCGGAACCUGCCGACUACGACAAGAUCAAGCCGGAUGACAAGGUCGACCUCAUGUGCACGGAGUUGGCGGUCGGAAAGCCAAUGACUAUGCGGGUGCACCCUGCCGACGGCUCCAAGGCCUUUGACAUUAAGCUCGACCACACCUACAACGAGCCUCAGGUGGAGUGGUUCAAGAACGGCUCGGCAUUGAACACCAUGGCCAAGAACGCUGGACAGUAA
Messenger RNA from Saxophila tyrrhenica, 2346 nucleotides. RefSeq names its product Aconitate hydratase mitochondrial (gene ACO1). The record is from RefSeq and is a predicted model, not a curated record. Gene Ontology annotation, molecular function: 4 iron, 4 sulfur cluster binding; aconitate hydratase activity. The transcript is spliced from 10 exons. Lineage: Eukaryota; Fungi; Ascomycota; Dothideomycetes; Mycosphaerellales; Extremaceae. The coding region runs from base 1 to 2346 and encodes 781 amino acids. Gene Ontology annotation, biological process: tricarboxylic acid cycle. Gene Ontology annotation, cellular component: mitochondrion; cytosol.